This is a messenger RNA of Leptonychotes weddellii (Weddell seal), 3891 nucleotides long. It is a transcript of the gene CLCN7, whose product is annotated as Cl-/H+ antiporter 7. Gene Ontology annotation, cellular component: intracellular membrane-bounded organelle; lysosomal membrane. NCBI's taxonomy places the organism in Eukaryota, Metazoa, Chordata, Mammalia, Carnivora, Phocidae. Gene Ontology annotation, biological process: transmembrane transport; chloride transport. The record is from RefSeq and is a predicted model, not a curated record. Gene Ontology annotation, molecular function: chloride:proton antiporter activity.
CCGGGCCGCCGCGCUUCUCGGGCCGGUCGGUCCGUAGCGGGCCAUGGCCAACGUGUCUAAGAAGGUGUCGUGGUCCGGCCGCGACCUGGACGACGACGAGGCGGCGCCUCUGCUGCGGAGGACGGCGCGGCCCGGGGCGCCGGCCGGCGAGAGCACGCCGCUGUUGAACGGAGCCGGGCCGGCGGCCGCCCGUCAGUCGCCACGUUCAGCAUUUUUCCGGAUCGGACAGAUGAGCAACGUGGAGCUGGACGAUGAGCUGCUCGACCCGGAGAUGGACCCCCCUCACCCUUUCCCCAAGGAGAUCCCGCACAAUGAGAAGCUCCUGUCCCUCAAGUACGAGAGCUUGGACUACGACAACAGUGAGAACCAGCUGUUCCUGGAGGAGGAGAGGCGCAUCAACCACACGGCCUUCCGGACGGUGGAGAUGAAGCGCUGGGUCAUCUGUGCCAUGAUUGGGAUCCUCACGGGCCUUGUGGCCUGCUUCAUUGACAUCGUGGUGGAGAACGUGGCUGGCCUGAAGUACAAGGUCGUCAAGGACAAUAUCGACAAGUUCACGGAGAGAGGCGGGCUCUCCUUCUCCCUCUUGCUGUGGGCCACACUGAACUCUGCGUUCGUGCUUGUGGGCUCUGCGAUCGUCGCCUUUGUGGAGCCGGUCGCCGCUGGCAGCGGGAUUCCCCAGAUCAAGUGCUUCCUCAACGGGGUGAAGAUCCCCCAUGUGGUCCGGCUCAAGACCCUCGUGAUCAAAGUGUCUGGUGUGAUCCUGUCCGUGGUGGGCGGACUGGCGGUGGGAAAGGAGGGGCCGAUGAUUCACUCGGGCUCUGUGAUUGCCGCUGGGAUUUCCCAGGGGAGGUCAACGUCGCUGAAGCGCGAUUUCAAGAUCUUUGAGUACUUCCGCAGGGACACGGAGAAGCGGGACUUUGUGUCGGCGGGAGCUGCGGCCGGCGUGUCUGCCGCAUUCGGAGCCCCCGUGGGUGGGGUCCUGUUCAGCUUGGAGGAGGGUGCCUCCUUCUGGAACCAGUUCCUGACAUGGAGAAUAUUCUUUGCUUCCAUGAUUUCCACUUUCACCCUGAAUUUUGUCCUGAGCAUUUACCAUGGAAACAUAUGGGACCUCUCCAGCCCAGGGCUUAUCAAUUUUGGAAGAUUUGACACAGAGACGAUGGUGUACACGAUCCACGAGAUUCCUAUCUUCAUUGCCAUGGGCGUGGUGGGUGGUAUUCUUGGGGCCGUGUUCAAUGCCUUGAAUUACUGGCUGACGAUGUUUCGAAUCAGGUACAUUCACCGGCCCUGCCUCCAGGUGAUCGAGGCCAUGCUGGUGGCUGCGGUCACGGCCACGGUCGCCUUCGUGCUCAUUUACUCAUCCCGAGAUUGUCAGCCCCUGCAGGGGAGCUCCGUGUCCUACCCCCUCCAGCUCUUCUGUGCAGAUGGCGAGUACAACUCCAUGGCCGCCGCCUUCUUCAACACCCCGGAGAAGAGCGUGGUCAGCCUCUUCCACGACCCCCCAGGCUCCUACAAUCCCAUGACGCUCGGCCUCUUCACUCUGGUCUACUUCUUCCUGGCCUGCUGGACCUACGGGCUGACGGUGUCUGCCGGUGUCUUCAUCCCGUCCCUGCUCAUCGGGGCCGCCUGGGGCCGGCUCUUCGGCAUUUCCCUGUCCUACCUUACAGGGGCCGCAAUCUGGGCGGACCCUGGCAAAUAUGCCCUUAUGGGAGCAGCUGCCCAGCUGGGUGGGAUCGUGAGGAUGACCCUCAGCCUGACAGUCAUCAUGAUGGAGGCCACCAGCAACGUGACGUACGGCUUCCCCAUCAUGCUGGUCCUCAUGACCGCCAAGAUCGUGGGGGACAUCUUCAUUGAGGGCCUGUAUGACAUGCACAUUCAGCUGCAGAGCGUGCCCUUCCUGCACUGGGAGGCCCCCGUCACCUCUCACUCGCUCACUGCCAGGGAGGUGAUGAGCACGCCAGUCACCUGCCUACGGAGGAGGGAGAAGGUGGGCGUCAUCGUAGACAUACUCAGCAACACGGCAUCCAAUCACAACGGGUUCCCCGUAGUGGAGUUUGCUGGUGAUACUCAGCCGGCCCGGCUUCAGGGCUUGAUCCUGCGCUCCCAGCUGAUUGUCCUCCUGAAGCACAAGGUGUUCGUGGAGCGCUCCAGCAUGGGCCUGGUGCGACGGCGGCUGAGGCUGAAGGACUUCCGGGAUGCCUACCCACGCUUCCCACCCAUCCAGUCCAUCCACGUGUCGCAGGACGAGCGCGAGUGCACCAUGGACCUGUCAGAGUUCAUGAACCCCUCCCCCUACACGGUGCCCCAGGACGCGUCCCUCCCGCGGGUGUUCAAACUGUUCCGGGCCCUGGGCCUCCGGCAUCUGGUGGUGGUAGACAACUGCAACCAAGUGGUGGGACUGGUGACCAGGAAGGACCUGGCCAGGUACCGGCUCGGGAAGGGGGGCCUGGAGGAGCUCUCCCUGGCCCAGACGUGAGGCCCUGGCCCCUCCCUGGGGCCCCCACCUCGCUCCCUGGGGCAGCAGUGGAUACAGCAUUCCCCAGUCCUCGGGACGUGUGUGUGUCUGUGUGUUUGUGCGCGUGUGAGACAGCGAGCAAGCCGGCCCCCAGGGCGGGGCCCCUUGCUGCUUCUGUGCUGUCUGCUUCCCUGCGGGCCGGCCCAGGAGGACCACACCGUCUGUGCUUCACCAGCUGGGGCCUGGGGGACAUGCAGCUGCUGCAGAGGCCUAUAGCCUUGUCCCUUCGACUCUGUCUGCGGCCUUGAGGUGAUGGGCCUGGACCUCGAGGCAAGGGCCCUGGGGAGCAGACACGGCAGCGGGCUCUAGCGGAAAGCCAGCUGUUUUCCCAGACUUACCACGUGGCCCUCUGGGGUCUUGGCCAGGGAGGGAGCUGAGAACCAUCUGCGGGCCUGAACAGCUCCGUCCCCCCAACGUCCAGACGAUGGCUGUGGCCGGUGUGCACCGAGAGACUGGCAUUCCUAAGCAGAGGGGCUCCCACUGGCCUCCGAGGACCCCUGGCCCAGGGCCACCUUCUGAGGCAGCUCUGGUCCCCGUUCUGGGGCAGGUGGCCUCUGGGAUGGGCCGGUGAGCCUGGAGCAAGGAUACUGGGCCUCUCCCUGGCUGGUGUCCUGUGGCCCCAGGGCCCCAGGGCCCCAGGGGACCUUUCCUGGAGGUGAUUUCCCCGGCCUGCUUCGGAGAGCAGGCUACACAGCCGCCGUUGUGGCAGCCUGGCGGUGUGGGGGGGAGCUCAGCUGGGUUUGGGCCCCUUUCCAGGGAGCAGGGCCUCGAAAAGCCAGUCCCUUCCUGGCAGGAGCCCUGUGGGUGACGCAGGGGGAUGAGCUUGGGGGGGCUCUGGAAGGGAGAAAUAAAGGAAUCGUACCCUGAUGGCCAGUGCCGGCUCCCUGGUUCCUGCCCAGCAUAGGCCAUGGUCCAGCAGUCGGGGGUUUGCGGGGCCACUGAGCGGGGUCAUCGGGACGGGGCCGCCUUGACCACCCCCCCACCGGGAGGAGAUGGAGGCAAGAGGCCCAGAACCCUUGUGAGGAGGCAGUGGUGGCCCACGGACAUCUGUGGGAUAUGCCGGCACUGGCCCCGGACGCCCGGGGGCCCUCGGUCUGGAUGCCACUCUGGGCUGCGAGGGGUGUGGAAAGGCCCCCAGACUGGGGUUGAUUUUAGAGCCGUCGCCUUGUCCUGGGGAAGCCCUGGUCAGCCCUCGGGCAGGUCUGGGUGAUGGGGCGCAGGGAGCAUGGGUCCACGCUGGCCUGACACAAACUGGGGAGCAUCAGGCCGGACUUCGAAGACCUGGAGUGGGAAAGCGGGAACGUCGCGGUUCAUGUGAUGACACCUUGAACCAGCCGCUCGGCCCCCACAUUGGGUUAAAUAAAACACUGGAAACUCGC